ACUCUUUACACAUAUAAACCAUUCAGUCUUGUGACAAAUUCUCUUCUAGACGUUAUAACUGAUCCCGGGAUGGCACCUUUACGAGGUAAGAGCCAAAAUAAUCUCCUGAGAUGUAAGUUCAACUUCUUUAUUUUGAAUUAUAUAUAAUUAAUCUGGACAAUGUUCUGGAUUCGUUUCCUAACGGCGCAUUGGCCAGAUGUAGUAGUCAGUGUCCCACUUCCAAAUGUGUUAACAUUUAGUCAGCUUGUACUUUAUUCACAGGCGCCCCUCCUGUAGGAGGGUCCAAGGGUGUAGCGUAGUCAACCCAAUGGUUUAAUCCGGAUGUCAAAAUACUCUGGUUUCUCUCGUUGAGGCCUUCAGAAAACUGUUUUAACCUGGGGAGGGGGGGAGGGGGGCUUCUUAACACCGCCGCACUCGGCACUGAGAGUCACGCACAUCAAUACUAGACGCAGCAACACUUUAUUAAUUGACAAUGACAACUGUUUAUAUUUAUUCUCGGUAUCCGGGUAUUCGCCGAAAGAUUCCAUUGGUUGAAAUGUGUCCUCAUAAAACCAGAUUUUAAAAAAUUCUUGGUCACGACUCUUAUAUUCACACACUGACUUGUUUUGGCAUGCGUCUCUUGUCAUUCGGCGAAUGUGCCGCCACCAUAAUACAACUCGGGAAACAAUUAACGGACCGAACAGCGGUCAUCUUUACAACGGAGAUUCUCAUAUACCCUUGACGCCGGCCUUAAAUAGCUGCUUAAUCAGGCCCUGAAUAUCUAGAGUUAUAAUCAUGGGGAUAAAAGCUAAACUUUUAUUUUGUUGAAUUCUAUAAGUAGCAACAAGAAUCCUUCUCUGAGAAGAGAAAUGUGCGUUAGUCUCUGAUCAGGUCAUUUUAUCAUCCACUCUAUAAGUGCAAAAGUGGAAGAUAAAAGGGAUUUAACAAACACUACCACUUAUGAUUAAUUUCAUAACAUGAUUAUUCCCCUUGUGAUUUUUAAAAAAUUAUUUAUUUCUUUUUAAGGCAAAACCUUCAAACUCAAUUGAUUUUGCACAAAAAAUAAAUGAAACGAAGGAGAGCUGGGUGGGAGAUUCAUGUGAAGCUGGGGUUAUUCCCACUGAUUAAUCAAAGACUGCAUCUUCUUGAGUGUUUACACAUAUAUGUUUUAUACACUUGUCUAUUAUAUCACCUUUGACCUAUGAGGUACACGCCGUCAACUGUGUGCCUAUUUUUUUUUUUCUUUUAAAUUUACCUAUCAUGUUGGCACAUGAACUGUUCAGGAAUCUGCAUAGUUGAACUGUCCACUUUUCUAAGUAAUUUUUUUUUUUUUUUAAAGUUUUAUUAAAACAAUUUAGAUCUUCUUGAUGUAUAUUACAGUAGCGUGGGAAAAGGCUAUUUCUGAAGUACUAUAAACGCAGGUUUCUCAAGUACUUUAAACACGGGUUUCUUAAGGACUAUAAACAUUCUUUUUUUUUUUUUCUUUUAAUUUUACCUUUCCUGUUGUCACCUUAACUGUUCAGGAAUUUGCAUUGUUGAACUUUCCAUUUUUUUAAGUAAUUUUUUUUUUUUUUUUAAAGUUUUAUUAAAACAAUUUAGAGCUUCUUGAUGUAUAUUACAGUAGCGUGGGAAAAGGCUAUUUCUGAAGUACUAUAAACGCAGGUUUCUCAAGUACUUUAAACACGGGUUUCUUAAGGACUAUAAACAUGGGUUUCUUAAGUAAUAUAAACACAGAUUUCUUAAGUACUUUGAGCGAAGGUUUCUUAAGUACUAUCUCUUAAUAAAAAUGGCGCAAACAAACAAAAGAAAACCAAAUAUCUCUACUUGGAAUAAUGGCCUCUGAAAUUUGAAAAUUUCGAAGUUCCAAUGGAAACCAUGGAGAAUGUCUGGAGCCCGAAUUACCGAAGUCCAUGAAUAAAUGGAUUGAUGGAUUUUCAUCUCUAUAAAAAUCAUCAUGUUUAUUAAAUUGAGAUCAACUCUUAUAAGACUGGUUCUGGCAUCCGUCCGUCACAACGUGACGAUGGUGUAAGACUUCGCAGGACGAAAUCACAGGCCUGGGAUUUGUGUCUUUAGGCGUAUGAGCUGGUUCCCUAAAGAAGCAAAUCGUAUCUCUCCGCGCUCCUGGGUAACCCCAAGGGAACACCAUAUAUGGAUGAUACAGUUUGGUCCGGUAGCGUCACAGGAGGUGCCAAAAUUUUUCAUUGUAGUAAUUUUUUCCGCCUACGGGAGUCAUCUAGGAUUUUUUUUUUUUUUUUUUUUUUUUUAUUUUUUCUUUUUCACUUUUUUUUUUGGUGGGUGUCCUUCAAAGGUUAAGGGGUUACAUCCAACCCAGGUUUUAAUUGUUUUUUUUUUUAAUUUGUUUUUUUUUUUUUUUUUUUUUUUUNUUUCUUAGGUGAGCUGCCAUACAAGGUUAAGGGGUUACAUCCAACCCAGGUUCUAGUGAUGUUUUUAUCUGACUUGGUCUUUUUUUUUUUUCUUUUUCUUUUUUUUUGGGAGGGGGGGGGGGGGGUUUGAACUCAAGAUUGGCAUUGUUUCAGUGAGACAGCCAGCACCCUGAUAAGUCUAUGACACAUUAUUUGAUAAACAUUGUAAGGACGUUAAAGAAACGAAUAAUUUAUACCUAACGUUAAAUUAAAGCCUAAAAUUUGAAAUUAUUUUUCUCUAUCCACAUGUGUUCAGCUGCCGUGUUCAAUGUAUCCAUUUUUCUCUAUCCACAUGUGUUCAGCUGCUGUGCUCAAUUUAUCAAUUUUUCUCUAUCCACAUGUGCUCAGCUGCCGUGUUCAAUGUAUCAAUUUUUCUCUAUCCACAUGUGUUCAGCUGCCGUGUUCAACUUGCCGUGUUAUGCAGACUUGACCCUCACCGUCUGCACCAAUUGCACGUGCACGCAUAAUGUGACCAGGACGAGGGUGUGCUGCAACGAGUGAGCUAACGGCAUUGUUCUACGUAUUUAAAAUUACAUCACUUUGGGUUCUAGCCGUGUUCAUUUGGUUGUUGUAUGUCCCUCCUGUUGCAGAGCUAAAUUCAACCUACGGCUGCCACGCACUUAUAUAAAAUAAAAUUUAUUGAACAAAUAUUCAAAAUCUAAAGAAAAAUUAACAGACAAACAAUUGUUUAUUAUAACCACUUUAGAUGUGUGGUGGUUCGACGCUAUAGAUGUGUGAUCAAAUGUUAUAGAUGUGUGAAUGUUAUAGAUGUGUGGUGUAAUGUUAUAGAUGUGUGGUGCAAUGUUAUAGAUGUGCUAUAAAAUGUUGUAGAAGGGUUGUACAAUGUUAUAGAUGUGUAAUACCAUGUUACAGAUGUGUGAUACAAUGUUAUAGACGUGUGGUACCAUGUUAUAGAUGUGUGGUGCAAUGUUAUAAAUGUGUUAUAAAAUGUUAUAGAAUGGCUGUACAAUGUUAUAGAUGUGUGGUGCAAUGUUAUAAAUGUGUUAUAAAAUGUUAUAGAAGGACUGUACAAUGUUAUAGAUGUGUAAUACCAUGUUACAGAUGUGUGGUGUAAUGUUAUGGACGUGUGGUACCAUGUUAUAGAUGUGUUAUAAAAUGUUAUAGAUGUGUGGUACCAUGUUAUAGAGGUGUGGUGCAUCUUAUACAUGUGUGGUGCACUGCUAUAGAUGUGUAGUGCCAUGUUACAGAUGUGUGGUACAAUGCUAUAGAUGUGUGGUACCAUGUUAUAGAUGUGUGGUGCAAUGUUAUAGAUGUGUGGUGCAAUGUUAUAGAUGUGUGGUACCAAGUUAUAGAUGUGUUAUAAAAUGUUGUAGAUCUGUGGUACCACGUUGCAGAUAUGUUAUAAAAUGUCAUAGAUGUGUGGUACCUUGUUAUAGAUGUGUUAUAAAAUGUUAUACAUGUGUGGUGCAAUGUUAGAGAUGUGUAGUGCCAUGUUAUAGAUGGGUGGUACAAUGUUAUAGAUGUGUGGUGCGAUGUUAUAGAUGUGUGGUGCAAUGUUAAAGAUGUGUAGUGCCAUGUUAUAGAUGUGUGAUUCAAUGUUAUAGAUGUGUGGUGCGAUGUUAUAGAUGGGUGGUGCAAUGUUAUAAGUGUGUGUGGUCUCAUAAUAUUAAUUCCUCCGUGCUCAGACUGGCCGAGAACACCUGGAGUGUCCCGCACGUGCCGCCACCUUACCUAGCGUUUGAAAAAAAUGAAUUUGAAGGGUGUUUCUGGCAGUUUGGUCUUGUGGGUAUAGUGACGCUGCUGUUUGCUGCACUGGUCAUCUACACCCUCUGCAGGUAGGUCUACACCACACAAUCUGUAGGUAGAUCUGUGCCGUCUGUAGGUAAAACUACAUAAUCUGCAGGUAGGUCAUUACAAGCUGUAAGUAGGUCUUAACCGUCUGUAGGGACGUCUACACAAUUUGUAGGUAGAUCUACGCCUUCUGUAGGUAGAACUACACAAUCUGUAGGUAGAUCUACACCGUCUGUAUGUAGGUCUACAAAAUCAUUAGAUAGGUCUACACAAUCUGCAGGUGGGUCGACCCACUCUGUAGGUAGGUCUAAACAAAUCUGUAGGAAGGUUUUCAUAAUCUCCUGGUAGGUCAACACAAUCUGUAGGUAUGUUAACACCGCUCGCAGGUAGGUCAACUUUACCUGUAGGUCGGUAGACGUUAUCAGUAGGUAGAUCAACGUCAUCUUUAGGUAGGUCAACACCACCUGUAGAUGGGUCAACACCGCUGGCUAGGAGUCAACAAUGGUUACCUAUAGUUUUAACGUAAAAUUACUCCCAGGUAAUGACCAAAAAAAUUUAAAAAGUAGGGGUGUGGUGGAACAAUAUUCCAUCCUAGUAUUAAGAGGGUUUUUUUCUUUAAGUUGUUUUUUACCCAGACCAAUUAGGGUCAAACCAUAACAACAUCUAGAGUAUUUGUCUAGCCUAGAAAUCAGGAUUCAGUUUACGCGUUUAGUGGAAUUAACGACUUACUUAGUGAUCAUUUUUUUUUUUUAAAUGUUAACAUUUGAAUGUAUGACUAAAAAAAAACAAAUUAAGUCUAGUUAUAGAGGGUUGAACAAAAACUCCACCAUGUAGCCUUACGAAACAAAAACAUUAAAUCGAUGUAUGUAUAUAUAUAUAUAUAUAUAUAUAUAUAUAAAUUGAAUAAUUCACCUAACUCUUCGCUACAUACCAAUUUUCAGAAACAACAAAAUCUCAAACCAAGACUUUCAAUACUGAUAACAAUAAGUGAAAUGUGAAUCAAAACAGAAGUCCAUUUCUUAUAUCACUGAAAGCAUCUUAUCUUAAUCUUAUAUUACUAUUUUUUUUAGGAACGACAAUGACAUUUUUUUUUAAUAUGUUCUUUAAAUUAUUUUUUUUUUUUAACUACACCUUUCUACAUUUACCUGGCCAGUUACUUCAAUACCUAACCUCAUUUCCACCCCCCCUCCCCCUUCCCAGCCUCCCGCCACGCCCGCGGCUCGCCAAGUCCUUAUCGCUGCUGAGACCAAAGAUCCACAGCAUCCUGAAGGAUGACAACAAAAAAGCCGUGAUCGAGGAGCACCGCCAGGUCACCAGCGCCAACAAGGACGCCGCCCACGGGCGUCAGUCGACCAUCGUGGCGUAUGAACCGAUCACCGUGUCCUGGGAGUCGCUCCCCGCCAGCACCCACGGGAUCCUGACAGACCUGAAGAUGAUCUCAUCGAGCGACGCCAUGCUCAGCCGCCAUUACCCAACGGUUGUUUAAAAACUUGUGAUUUUUGAAAGGCCGCGGAUUUCAUGUUUGUUGUUAUUUCAUACAUUGGUGGGGGUGUUGUUUUAUCUGUAAAUGAAAGCCGUCGAAGUCACGUGACCGGUUCGAUCAUAAUUUAAAUUUGAUUAUCUUUUCUUCUAAAUAUUUCUCAGGAAAAAAAAAAAGUUAAUGUCUGGACAUUAUCUCCCCCAAAACUUUGAAGAUGCUCUUUUUAUUUAUUUAUUUUUUUUAUUAUUAUUUUUUUUAUUUGAGAGAAUUUUUUCAGAGGAUUUGGAUAUGGGUGAUGUGGUUAUUUUAAGGGCAUGGGUGUAUUCCCCCAAAAAAAAUUUUAUGGGAGAAGGGGCUUUGUAAAUGACAUCGUUGUGGCGUAAAUAUUUGUAGUAAGUCGCUAUGCCACGGAACACGAUGUCAAAUACAUGUCGAUUUCAAUUAUGGUUGAUAGACAUGACAUUGGUCUGUUGUCAACAUAGUGCCUCUUUAUUUUUACAAACAGGAAGUGCGCCAUGGUUAGAUAAAUUAUGGUAUCGGGUUUUCCCCCUGACAAAACUACUACACUGUGCGGGAUAGUCCACCCUCCUCCUCCUCAUCCUCAUGUCCCAUAAGCCUUGGACCGUUGGGGCGCCACAGAUGACAUGUGAACCAUCCUCCUCCAUUCCUCUCUGUCUUCAGCGCUACGCACUGCAUCGUCCAGUGUUAGUCCUGCCCACGCUUUGAUGUUAUCCUCCCAUCUUUUUCUUUGUCUUCCUCUUCUUCUCCCCCCUCUUGCGGUGCCCUGCAAUAUUUCUUUGGCAAGCCCUUGUUUCCUUGUUACGUGGCCGUACCAUUGUAGUUUGCGUUUUUUCACAGUCACCAGUAGGUCAUCGUACUCCCCAAUUGCCUGACGAACCCUUUCUUUUACUGUAUCAUUUAGUCCACCCUAGAGCCACUUAAAGCGCCCGUUCUCUAUAUCAACAAAUGAAAAGCUUCGCCUUUGAUACGUUUGUUAUAUACAGCUUGUAUGUUAUACAUCUUUUCAAUUCUCUUUUUCCACAGCCCCCACAGUCACACGCCAGCUCCGCGGUACACUCCGCAUCACUGGUAAAGGAGUGAAAAUGGCUCGUC
Lymnaea stagnalis (great pond snail) is the source of this 6747-nucleotide messenger RNA. NCBI's taxonomy places the organism in Eukaryota, Metazoa, Mollusca, Gastropoda, Lymnaeidae. The record is from the annotation of a GenBank genome assembly.